Erigeron canadensis is the source of this 921-nucleotide messenger RNA. Its product is annotated as homeobox-leucine zipper protein ATHB-7-like. The record is from RefSeq and is a predicted model, not a curated record. The transcript has 2 exons. Bases 242 to 790 code for a protein of 182 amino acids. Gene Ontology annotation, biological process: positive regulation of DNA-templated transcription. Gene Ontology annotation, molecular function: DNA-binding transcription factor activity, RNA polymerase II-specific; sequence-specific DNA binding. Lineage: Eukaryota; Viridiplantae; Streptophyta; Magnoliopsida; Asterales; Asteraceae. Gene Ontology annotation, cellular component: nucleus.
UGGUAAUAUAAGUAUAUAUAUUCUCUCUAAUAAUAUGCACAAGGAUACAACUCAAUAAAGGCCGUUGAAGUAGAAAAGAUGGUAACAAUAAUGUCAAUUUCAAGGUACACCUGGUCCUUCUAAGCAAACUAACGUUUCCCACUUUAUAUAACUUGAACCCUGUUUGCUUCAUAUUAUAUAUACUCGUAGCAUUGUAGCAGCAAGCAUCACCUUACCUCUCUUCUACACAAAAAUCAUUUUGAUGUCGGGUGAAGGCAGAAAAAAGAAAAACAAGAAUGAGGGACGGAGUAGGUUCAGUGACGAACAAAUCCAGUUCCUUGAGUACAUGUUCGAGACACAAUCUAGGCCCGAGUUAAGGAUGAAGCAACAACUUGCGAACCAAAUUGGGCUUCAGCCUCGACAAGUGGCAAUAUGGUUCCAGAACAGAAGGGCCCGAUCAAAGUCAAGGCAGACUAAGCAAGAGUAUGACAACCUGAAGCACACCUAUGAGACGUUGGCGUCUAAAUCAGAAUCUUUGAAAGAAGAAAACCAGGAUCUACUUACACAGUUACAUAUGCUAAGAGAUCUAGCAAAAACUCAAGAAGGGGGCAUCACCAACAAGAGCUGCAACGACGAAUGUGGUAACAUAACCCUAUCACAGGCAGAAAAUUCAUUGGCAAACUAUAGACAUGAAAUUAGCCUCCCGUUUUAUGCUGGCACUUCAUAUGUUGGAGAAGAUGAUAGAAUUUUAGAAAAUGAAGAACAUAUGGGCAGCUUUGGUUCUGAGCGUCCAAGCUGGUGGCAGUUUUGAGCGCAGUUUUUUUUUUUUUUGAUGAACUAUAAUUCUUGGAUACGGUUCGAGCGUUUAUAUAUUUCAGAAGAGUGCUACACUUGUUUCCAUGAUGUUGUUUACUGAAUGCAUUACUGGUUAAAGAACAUUUA